AUGAUCUGGGCGCUUGCCACCAGAAGCGCGGGCUCCAAGAUAGCAAGCUACCGUGACCCGAGGAACCACGUUGGUGACUCGGAGCAAGUCUGUGCAUCAGUCACUGCACUUCCGUACCAGCGUUUAACAACCAUAUCCACAUGCUGGCCGCCGAUACCGGCGUGUGGAAGCGCAUUGGUGAAGGAAGUCAUGGUGAUUAGCGGCAAGAAGAGGAAGGCUGUUCCUGGAUGGGAUGUGUGUGCCAAUUUCAAGGAGGAAUACGACGUUGGUGUUGCAAUUUCCAUUGCUCAUAAUGGCAAACGGUUUUUGAUGGAAGAAAAUAUCUCGAAAGGUGAUCUAGAUGUCGAUGAGGACUAUUUCCCAGACCAUGAUGAAGAUUGCCAUGGUCCCAUGGAUACAGAGGAAAACAGAGCAGGCAUUUAUCUGGGACUGUUGUAA
Suillus plorans is the source of this 438-nucleotide messenger RNA. RefSeq lists its product as uncharacterized. The transcript is spliced from 3 exons. Bases 1 to 438 code for a protein of 145 amino acids. The record is from RefSeq and is a predicted model, not a curated record. NCBI's taxonomy places the organism in Eukaryota, Fungi, Basidiomycota, Agaricomycetes, Boletales, Suillaceae.